Messenger RNA from Carica papaya (papaya), 1533 nucleotides. Lineage: Eukaryota; Viridiplantae; Streptophyta; Magnoliopsida; Brassicales; Caricaceae. The record is from RefSeq and is a predicted model, not a curated record.
AUAAUAACAGAAAAACACUCUUAAUUUUUUAGACCAGAUAUUCUCUUCUUCCCGGUGAGUACUCCGAUGAACUUAACCGACAUAGAUAGUUUCGUUCGUCUCUUUUCAUUGUAACUAUUAGAUGCUUGGCAGGUUUUUGUGUUAUUUCAAGGUUGGAAUCUUUGUUAGUCGAUGGAAAAGCUCUUUAGGUGUAUUUUCUCAUAUAGUUGAUGUACAGAUUGCUGAAUAGGAAGGAAGAAGGAGGAGAAUAAUUUGUAGUGUAAGUGAAAAACUUUUGCCUGGCAAAAAUGGCGCAAAGUCUGUCAUUAAGCGCGGUAACGAUCUCCGGAGAUGGCAGCGGGGCUCAUGGGUCUUCGUGGAGGAGGCAUUUCAAACUGAAGAAGAAAACGCAUAUACUUUCUGGGUUUGAUGGUCAAUGUUUCUCGCACCAAUGUUUUUCUGUAAGAGGUCAUCCCAAUUUAUUAAGAGGAAGAAAUUUGAGGGUUGAAGCUGGAUGGCUGUUUAAAGGAGGUGAGGAGCGUUUGUGUGCAAGUUCAGAGCGUAGUGAGAGUGCUAAUGAGGAUAUAUUGAUUUUCUUCUUCCAGCUGGACCUGGCCACUCGAGUACAGUGUGCUCUAAAUUUAGAACAGUAUGAAAUUGCUCAACAACUGAGAAACAAGCUUACCGAGGUUGAAGCAGAGAUCAUCAAGCAGCAAGAAGCUAAACGAGGAUCAUCUUCUAAGAGUGAAGCUCAAGAUAAAGCUAUAAGCAUCAUACGUCUGCGUGCAGACCUUCAGAAUGCUAUUGAAAGUGAGGAUUAUGCUUUGGCGGCUAAAUUAAGAGAUGAAAUUUCUGAACUGGAGACAGAGUCUUUAGCUGCAUCUGCAAAAGCCCUUGCAUAUGAAAAUGCACAAUAUGCGUUUCGCUUGGGACAGAAAGUGAGGCAUAAAAUUUUCGGCUAUCGAGCUGUCAUUUGUGGGAUGGAUCCAGUGUGCAAUGAAUCAAGUUCAUGGAUGGAGAUUGCACAGGUUGAGAAAUUGGCUCGAGGUUCCAAUCAGCCAUUUUAUCAGGUUUUGGUUGAUGUACAUGCUGACCCCAAUUUACUAGUGGCAUAUGUUCCCGAAGACAAUCUGUUAGCUCGUGAGGAAGCAGAUAAGGAAAGGUUUGAUCAUCCAUAUAUUUCCUUCUUAUUUUAUGGUAUGGACACAGCCGGAGAUUUCAUCCCUGUAAAGCAACUGCGCGACAAGUUCAAUCGACCUCGGCAUGAAGUUCUCAUUGAUGCACAAGAUGAAGAAACUGGGAGUGAUGAGUAAACCAGAAAUCCAUACUUCCUCCUCUCUGCUUUGCUGGAAGUUUUAAGACGGGAAGAGAAGUCAAACUCCUUUAUAUUUUUUACCAGUAUUUGCUGAAGAUGUCAUCCCAUGUUUCGAAUGUUGUACAUAAUCUAUGGCUUCAAAACCUCGUCCAGUUUUUCCUUUUAGAUAACUAAACUCCGCUGGCAUGUACAUAAUAUAAAUCAUUUAGAUGUAAUAUAAUACAUCCAUAUGACUUUUA